Messenger RNA from Haliotis rufescens (red abalone), 1567 nucleotides. RefSeq names its product glutathione hydrolase 1 proenzyme-like. Gene Ontology annotation, molecular function: glutathione gamma-glutamate hydrolase. Bases 1 to 1371 code for a protein of 456 amino acids. NCBI's taxonomy places the organism in Eukaryota, Metazoa, Mollusca, Gastropoda, Lepetellida, Haliotidae. The transcript is spliced from 8 exons. The record is from RefSeq and is a predicted model, not a curated record. Gene Ontology annotation, cellular component: plasma membrane. Gene Ontology annotation, biological process: glutathione catabolic process.
AUGAGCCAUAGCGAUAAUAAUUAUGUGACACAAUAUUCAAUUUCAGGUGGCCUUGCUAUUGCUGUGCCGGGGGAACUAAUGGGGUAUUGGGAGGCCCACCAGAGAUUUGGUAAACUACCGUGGAAAUAUCUCUUUGAGCCAACAAUCAAGAUGUGCAGAGAAGGAGUGAAGUUAACCAAGGCAACGGCUUAUGGAAUAUCCAGAUCCGUCGACCUACUUCGAAACGGAUCAUUCACAAUGUACUUCAACCAUACGACUGGUGCCAUGGUGAAGGCUGGAGACACGGUGAAGUAUCCAAAACUCGCAGACACCCUGGAGACUGUCGCUACUGAAGGGGCCUCGGCCUUCUAUAACGGCAGCCUGACUGAUGCCAUAGUGACUGAGAUAAAGGAAAAUGGUGGCAUCGUAUCAAAAGAAGACCUAAGUGGGUAUACGGCCUCAUGGCGAACACCAGUUACCUUCACCCUGAGAGAUGGCAACACAGUGCACUCAAUGCCCGCACCAGGAAGUGGAGCUGUGUAUGCAUACAUCCUCAAUGUCCUAGACGGGUACAACUUCACGAGUGAAAGUGUCUCGAAUGAUGACAACAGCAUACUGACAUACCACAGAAUAGUGGAGGCUUUCAAGUUCGCAUAUGCCAAAAGAUCAGAACUUGGUGAUGAAGAUUUUGAAGACGUGGCAGAUUUGAUGAAAAACAUGACAUCUCGGGAAUUUGGAGAUUCUACCCGGGCCAAGAUUGAUGACGCAGCAACUCACGACGCCAAGUACUAUGGUGCUACCUUCUCCAGUGCGCUAGACCAAGGAACCACGCACCUCUCUGUUGUAGAUGCGGAGGGAAACGCCGUUGCGAUAACAUCAACCAUAAAUUACUUUUUUGGAUCGAAAGUUCUUGGUAAGACAACAGGAAUAAUUUAUAACAAUGAAAUGGACGACUUCUCGACACCCGGUACUGUCAACGUGUACGGUGUGCCAGCAUCACCCGCCAAUUAUAUCAAACCCAGAAAGCGCCCUCUGUCGUCAAUGUGUCCUACUGUUGUGGUAGAUAACUCCGGUGACGUCAUCUUGGUUUUGGGAGGAGCUGGUGGCCCAAAGAUUACAACAGCUGCAGCAUUGGUAACCCUACAUACCAUUAAGUUUGGGCUGAGUGCCGGAGAAGCCCUGGACCAGAAACGUCUUCAUCACCAGCUUUUGCCGUCCACAUUAUCAGUUGAAGAUGGCUUUCCAAAGGCAGUGGUGAAUGGUCUCAUUGCUAAAGGCCACAAUGUCACAGGCUACGGACUCACAUCAGUUGUCAAUAUAGUCCGGGUCAAGGACAACAUGAGGCACAGUGCUUGUGAUCUACGAAAGGGUGGCCAGCCAGACGGAUAUUAGUGAAUGUAACCACAUUAAUUGGGAAUCGGUUAUGUGGUGAAAUAAUCCCUGCCAUCUUACUGAGUAUAACGUGUUCAAUUUGACAUGCCCAUUACAUAUACGUUUCUCUUUGCCUUUGUGACCUUGAAUGUAUAUAAUGGUUUUGUAAGUCCACGACGACCUAACGAUAUAAAAAUAAAAUGUACGGUGAAAUUUA